AUGUCUUCUUCGGCCAGUACCAGAGCUUCAUCACGUGCUGAGCGAAAGACAGCGGCAGAUACUGGAAGUGGACAAGGACAACCACUACGCGCAUCUGCGCAAGAAAGAAGCAGAAAUGAAAGAUCGGAUUCUAGAAUGACGCAAUCGCCUCAGCCCUCUACGUCUGGAACGACUCACAGAAGAGCGGCGUCAGGAACGCAGCGAACGAAUAGAGGGGUAGAAGAAAGGCGGACCGAGAGAGUCCAUGUUACUACGAGAGAAACUCUGAGCAAGAGAACUCGAAGUCCAGACCGUCGGACUGCACCAUCUUCACAUCCUGUAGAGAGGCCAAGGCCAGCCGAGCCAAGUCGGACAUACUCUGAAGACCCCAGGCCUAAGUCUAGAGUGGAGGCUCCAGAAGUACCAUGGCUUCCGGAAGUAUCCCUGAUUCCUCAUACAACUGCACCUUUGGCAUCGCGAAUAUCUAUACCACCACUUGCGUCUCAAGCUCCCCAAGCUCUGCAGCCUAAACCAUUACAUGAACUAUCCUUGGAGGUACAAGAGGCGGCGAUCCUCGAGGAUUUACUAAUGGUAUUUAUGGGCUAUGAAGGGCAAUAUAUCAGAUUCUCCAAAAACUAUAAUCCUUCUGUGGAGAAAGACCGUCUGGCGGGGCCCGGAUAUAAAAUAUUGCCUGGGCUAGAUCCCAGUCUACAAGAUCUGACGACGACAAUGUUAAAAAUGGCAACGCACUAUGGUGCCAUUGAGGCAUUUGUGGAAGUUCAAAGCCGAGAAGAGUUUGGAGCUGUAAAUCAUGCCCUUUGCGCUGCGAUCCGGAAACUUCUCCACGAUUAUUUAAUCUUGAUUGCUCAACUGGAGACCCAAUUUCUGACCAAUCCUUCAUUCACAUUACACGUACUAAAUCUUCAUACUCUACCUACGAGCCAUAUGAUGUUCCAGGUCUACUCCUUGGCCCACGCAAUAUUGAAGCGAAACUCGCUAUUAGAAGAGGACCUUGAGGAUUCUGACGAUGGUUUAGAUGAUAUUGAGAACAUUUUGGAGACUUUAAGAGAGGAAGGAGAACUUGGUCCAGGAAACAUACCUGGGAAGAAGAUUUGUAAAGGUGGUAGUGUUUUGGGACUCAUCACGAAGCGUUUGGAGACUAUGUCUGGAGACCCUGCUGCUCGAUCGCUUCUUACGUCUCUUUUGAGGGAUGCCAGUCGACCCUACAUGAUGAUGCUGAAUGAGUGGCUUCAUCAUGGAAGUAUCAAGGAUCCUCAUGCAGAGUUCUUGGUCCGAGAGCAGAAAAGUAUCAGACGGGAGCGAUUAGAGGAAGAUUACACCGACGAAUACUGGGAAAGGCGGUACACGAUCAGAGACAACGAUGUACCUCCACAGCUCGAAGAUGUUAAAGACAAGGUUCUGCUGGCCGGCAAAUAUUUGAACGUAGUAAGGGAAUGUGGCGGCGUUGAUGUGAGCAAAGAUGUCACAGAUGUUCCGCGAUCUUUUGAUGACAACCGUUUCUUGGACAAUGUCAACAGCGCCUAUGCACAUGCCAAUGAAUCUCUUCUGCAGCUGCUGUUGACAACACAUGCACUACCUGCACGACUUAGAUCUCUCAAGCACUACUUCUUCCUCGACAGGUCCGACUUCUUCUCUUCUUUCCUGGAGCUUGGCAAUUCCGAGCUUUCCAAACCGGUCAAGAAAGUCAACACUAACAAGUUACAAUCUUUGCUGGACAUUGUAUUACGGCAACCUGGCAGUGUUGCAGCACAGGAUCCAUUCAAGGAAGAUAUUAAGAUUGAGAUGAAUGAGGUCAGUUUGACAAACUCAUUGACAAGAGUGGUCAACAUUUCAGGAAUCGAGCAAGGCGAAUCACUUCAGACCCCAGCUACUGCUCAGCCAAGUAACGAGAGUGACAAGGCGGCUAUAGGGUUCACCUCUCUGCAGCUGGAUUACUCCGUCCCAUUUCCCGUGUCACUUGUCAUCAGCCGAAAGACGGUUUGGAGAUACCAGGCUUUGUUCCGAUACCUUCUCUCCUUACGAUACCUGGAAAACCAGCUCCUUACAAGCUGGCAGACGCACAACCGAGCUGCCAGUUGGUCCCAUAAAAGUUCGAAUAAGGAAAUAGAGCUGUUGAAACGACGAGUAUUUACAUUGCGAGCUCGCAUGUUAGUUUUUGUCCAACAACUCUUGUAUUUUUGCACAGCGGAGGUUAUUGAGCCGAAUUGGCAAGCUCUGAUGGCGAGACUCAAUGCCAAAGAGGAUGGUAAGGGUGGACCACCACCAGUACGAACUGUGGACGAGCUUAUGCAAGACCAUGUUGAUUUUCUUGAUACAUGUCUGAAGGAGUGUAUGCUUACGAACAGUAGACUUCUAAGGGUCCAUUCAAAACUGAUGCAGACCUGCACCCUAUUUGCAUCCUACACUGGCCACCUCUCACGAGAAUUGGAGCGAACAGAUCCAGACCUUGCCGGUGCAGAAAAGCCAGCUCACAUGAACCAAUCACAAUGGGCACGAUAUCAGACUCAUCGAAGCCAACGGCAGGGCGAUUCAACCUCCAAUCCUCCGGGUACUGAGGAUGCACGACUGGAGAAGAUGUGGGAAAUUGUUAAGAAGUGCGAGUUCCAUUUCAGCAGGCACUUACAAAUCCUGCUAGACUCGCUGAAUCACUACGCUGCCACUGAGACGGUGGUAUUAUUGGGACUGUGUGCAAGGUUGAGCACAGCAAAUCAGGGAACGCAGUACAGCGGUCUGAAAGCUGAUGGAGAUGCAGCGGUUCAAGCAUGA
This is a messenger RNA of Lachnellula hyalina, 2766 nucleotides long. Its product is annotated as Spindle pole body component alp4. Gene Ontology annotation, cellular component: centrosome; equatorial microtubule organizing center; spindle pole. Gene Ontology annotation, molecular function: gamma-tubulin binding; microtubule minus-end binding. Bases 1 to 2766 code for a protein of 921 amino acids. Lineage: Eukaryota; Fungi; Ascomycota; Leotiomycetes; Helotiales; Lachnaceae. The record is from RefSeq and is a predicted model, not a curated record. The transcript has 3 exons. Gene Ontology annotation, biological process: meiotic cell cycle; spindle assembly; mitotic cell cycle.